UUUACAAAUUACUCCAGAAUUCCAUGUUGGGCACGUUGUGCGUGGUCGAAUCAAAUGAAAUGCAAGUGGUUUUCAGAGUUAACAAGAAGGAACCUUGGAAAUUAGUAUUCGAUCAGUGAGAGUGGUGCACUAGCUCGCACAUGGUUAUAGCAGCGCAAUCGCGCAUCAUUCUGGCUAGUACAUGACACGAAGUAAUGAUCCAGACAGUUGUUUGCCGAUUCCAACUUCCCUCAGCUGGAGGUUUCGCACCUUACCACAUUUUCGCAGCUACGCUUUUCUUCCAUGUCCCACCUACCAUACCUGGUGCCAAAAUGUCUACCCCGCCAGCACCAGAGUCACUGCUCCAAACAGAUGGCCUGAGCGCCAAAUCCCUCCGCCCACUAUCCGACACUACAACCGAUAAUAUGGAAGACACCCAGAUGAAUCUUCAUGCACAUGAGGAGCCGCGGCAAGAUCUCGAGAUAGUCUACCUUACCGGGGAAAACGCCGCGGGCAAAACGUCUCUAGGCCGCUACAUCGCGGAGAAGUACAGCAGCAGCAACUGGCAGUUUAUCGACGGCGACGAGUUCGUCGACAGCGAUCCUGAGCUAAACUCAUGGAUGAAAGCAGCGAGCGGCAAAGUGAUUUCGAAGAUGCGGGGAACGUUUGCUCCUGGAGAGGGAGACAAUGACGAAAAGGAUGCGCGUAUAAUCGCAGAAGUUAAAAGACACGACGAGGAAGUUCGCGCGGUUAUGGAGCCCUUCUUCCGUGCGGUGUUUUCGAAGCUGAAAGAGCAAAUAAUUCAAGAAAGUAUGCCAGAGUCGUCAAAAAAGGUCAUCUUUUCCUACCACAUCUGGCGGAACUGGACGGUUGAUCUUUUCCAGACGUUUUUCCCAGAGGGGAAAAUCAUCGAGGUCAAAGUGGACCGGAGAACUUUGCUAAAUAGGUUUGUCCAACGUGAAAUCGCAGCCGGCCUAGACCACGAAGCCCGCUGGAGAGAAGACCCGGGCGAGCGGUUUGCGAUGUUGCGAAAUUUUUACGGGCCUGAAUGGAAGGGGAACGAGGAAAACUACAAAAAAUUCGUCGAAUGGCGGUUCUACUUCUACCGAGAGCCUUUUUGGGAUAAGGAUGCAGACGAAGGAAUUAUGAGAGCAGAUGUUGGUGAAAAUAUUUUCGUCGUUAAUAACGACAAUUUUGAUGCUGCUCGGGAACUGGAAAAAAUUUUGGAAUUGGAAAAAUCUUGAAAACGUGAGCGCAGCGACCGCGUUUAUUAUCGACGAUUCAGCGCUCCUCUUAAGUUGUUUGAAAGUUUGCGUGCAUGGCAGAUUUUGAAAAAGAU
Molecule: messenger RNA, 1318 nt
Organism: Amoebophrya sp. A120
Lineage: Eukaryota; Dinophyceae; Syndiniales; Amoebophryaceae
Source: the annotation of a GenBank genome assembly